CCCUUGAUCAGCACUGACACUGGCUAGGCAAGGUAGCGACCAUAUACACAACACCCGCGUAGUAUCAACGACGCACCGCCAUGGCCAAGCUGCACCGGCUCAUCUCGGUCGUGCUCAGGCUCGUCGCGGCCGUCACCGCGGCCGCAGCGGCGAUAAUCAUGGUGACCAGCCGCGAGACCACCAGCUUGUUCGGCCUGGAAAUCGAGGCCAAAUUCUCCCACAUUCCCUCAUUUAUCUUCUUCGUGGUGGCCUACGCCGUGGCAUGCGUCUACAGCCUGCUCGUCAUCCUCGUGCCGCCCGGGGGCGCCGCCUCGAGAUUGGUCGUCAUGACCGAUGUGGUAAUGGGGAUGGUGCUCACCGGCGCCGUGGCGGCCACGGGCGCGAUAGCGGAGGUCGGGAGGAACGGCAACGAGCACGCCGGGUGGCUGGCGAUCUGCGAGCAGGUGCACGGCUACUGCAACCAGGUCAUGGGGGCCCUCAUCGCCGGCUUCGUCGCGCUCGUCGUCUACUUCCUCAUCAUCAUGCACUCCCUCCACGCGGUCACCGAUACCAUGUGCCCGUGCCAUUAGCUAGCAUUCUAGUGCUAUAUAUACCGUUGAUGAUCUAUGUACCGGGUGGUCUCGCAAAUUUCAGUAGUAGUAUAAUUUUUUGUGUUGUUCGGUGAUUUCUUUUGGUCAUGAUCGAUCAUCUUCUUCAUUUAGUCUCACGGACGGACCGAGGGCGAAAUGUGGCGAGUUGUUCGAGAAGAAAAUAUUUUGUUCGUUAUGCCGAUCAUGUCCUUAUUGGUGUUGAAGAUUUGAAAUGAUAGUAGUCUUGAACUCA
Messenger RNA from Triticum aestivum (bread wheat), 822 nucleotides. RefSeq names its product CASP-like protein 1C1. NCBI's taxonomy places the organism in Eukaryota, Viridiplantae, Streptophyta, Magnoliopsida, Poales, Poaceae. The record is from RefSeq and is a predicted model, not a curated record. The transcript has 2 exons. Bases 81 to 569 code for a protein of 162 amino acids.